AUGGAGAAUAUUCAGACUGCAGCAACGCGCUCGCUCGCGAACUCGACCGCGCGGAUCAAACCGCGUCGCGCCGGCGUGCCUUGUGUGCGAUGUCGCCAGAUGAAGGUAAAAUGUAAUGCCAGCCAGAAAUUUCCUGCAGCUUGUUCCGGCUGUGAAAAAGCAGGCGAACGGUGCUCCGUUGACCCUUUGUUCAAGAGGGUAUCCAAGAGAAGUGUGAAGCCCCGCCAUGCAUCCCGAGAAGGUAGUCCUGCAUACAGGACGCCCCAGUCAGAGGGACCUAGCAGCGCGCCGACUGUCGCUUCAUCGAGACCGGCUGGAUCUUUGUCCGACUUGGACUCUUCUGUCGCAAGUACCACCGCCGCAUUGCGCCUCGGCGGAAAUAGACCUGCCCGGUUUACCCAUGAGGCUACUGGAAUUAACAUAUCGUCUAUUGCUGUGGCAGAGCUUCUAGAGGAGUACUAUUCCCAUCUCCACCCGAGGUUCCCGCUGCUGCUCGACCCAACCACCAUAAUCGAUAGCUACGAGCAAGCGCCCUUGUUAUUCUGGACAGUUGUCGCCAUUGCAAGCAAAGACUCAGACAAAUACGCAUCUGACUACGCUCGGCUACAGAUUCUUGUACGGCAGUUGGUAGCAGAUAUCAUCCUGCUUGGUACGAGGUCUAUCUACCAUGUCCAGGCUUUACUUCUACUCUGUGUUUGGUCUUUCCCACAUACAGAUAUGAGCAAGGAGCCAUUUUCAAUGUACUGUUCUGUGGCAAUCUCCAUGGCGCGGUCUCUGGGUCUGCAUCGACCACAGCAUCCAUAUAUUUUGUUUGCGGCAAAGGCGGCGGAGAUUGGAACACUGGAAACUCGGACGUCAACCUGGUUGUCUUGCUUUAUUGUUGAUCAGUGGUAG
Molecule: messenger RNA, 894 nt
Organism: Aspergillus puulaauensis
Lineage: Eukaryota; Fungi; Ascomycota; Eurotiomycetes; Eurotiales; Aspergillaceae
Product: Zn(II)2Cys6 transcription factor
Exons: 3
Coding region: 1-894 (297 amino acids)
Biological process (GO): DNA-templated transcription; regulation of DNA-templated transcription
Cellular component (GO): nucleus
Molecular function (GO): transcription cis-regulatory region binding; zinc ion binding; DNA-binding transcription factor activity, RNA polymerase II-specific
Source: RefSeq, a predicted model, not a curated record